CGAAUGUGAUGAUCACAUGACCACACAUCUCAUUUCUGAUGGCAGGCGGUGAGAAUGACAAAGAACAGGGUGACCGACCCCACUUCUCUUCGAAGCUGGGCCUCAUCUGCUCCUGCCUGGGGUGCAUGGUGGGGACAGGCAACAUCUGGAGGUUCCCCCGGAUAGUAGCCACCAACAGCAGAGAUGAGGGAGGUCUCGUCUUCCUCUUGGUGUGGUUCUUCUUCCUCGUUUUCUGGUCGAUACCGAUGCUUCUGAUCGAAUACGGCACGGGCCGGUACACCCAGAAGGCAGUGGUGGACUCGUUCCGUCAGUUCGUUGGGAACAAGGCGGCAUGGUGUGGGGCGUGGAUUACCAUAGUUUCCUUCAUGAUCUCAUGCUACUACUCCGUGAUUCUGGGAUGGUGCUUCUACUACUUCAUCUACUGCAUCUUCCACGAACUGCCAACUGAGGAGGAGGAAUCCAAAGCUAUAUUCUCCGACUUCGCGGAGAAAAGCGCUUGGCCGGUACUGACUCACGGGAUCGCCAUCGUCAUAGCUGGCCUGUCCGUGGUGAAAGGGGUCAAGACUAUAGAGAAGGUCAACAUGUUUCUCGUCCCCGUGUUGUUGCUGAUCCUGCUGUUCACGUUCGUGUGGUCAUUGACACGGAAGUACGCGGAUAUCGGCAUCAAGUAUCUCUUCACGCCAAACUGGGACUCUUUUGGCGACCCCCGUGUAUGGGUGGACGCCCUCAGCCAGAACGCCUUCGACACCGGGGCUGGGUCGGGGCUCAUGAUCCCCUACUCCUCCUACAUGACCAGGGAGAACGGCAUCGUCCGAUACGGCACCCUCAUCCCCACCGCCAACAACCUCGUCAGCCUGAUAUCCGGGAUCACCGUGUUCUCCACCGUGUUCUCCGCCAUCAUCGUCACCAAGCCGUCCCUGACGCAGUCCAGGAUAGUGGGCAUCAUCAAGGACAGUGGACCCGGAAGUACUGGGCUCACCUUUAUCUGGAUCCCAGUUCUGUUCUCCUCGGUGGGAAUAUUUGGCAGAGUACUGUCCGUCCUCUUUUUCCUGACUCUCUCCUUCGCCGGAGUUACAUCGCUUAUAUCGAACAUCGAGCUGUUCACACAUACUCUGCAAGACUUUGGAUUAAAGAGGCGAUACGGCACCCCGUUAACAGUCGCUUUGACGUUCCUCAUUGGGCUCAUGUCUGCGCUGAACUUGGACAUUCUCACAAAUCAGGACUUUGUGUGGGGAUUUGCUCUUGUCAUCAACGGCCUGAUGCUACAAGCGAUGGUAAUCAUGUACGGCGUGAAGCGGUUCCGGACAGAGGUCGUCAACAACUUCGGCGUGGGGGACUGGAAACUGCCUUGUCUCUGGGACUGGAUAGUCAAGGUUGUCGCCCCGCUAGAGGGCGUUGUGCUCAUCGUGUGGUGGGCUAUUGACCUCAUCUCCAACUCAAGUGGAGAUGGCGAGAAGUGGUAUGAGUUCGGAAGAGAAACUUUCAUUGUCACAGUGGUACAGUGGUUUGGCUUGAUGAUGUUGACAAUCCUGUGCAAUGUGGUGGCCAUUGUAUGUGUAUCGAGAUGGUCGAAGAGUUCGACCUACAUGGUCUUCAAGGACACGAGUCAUCUAGAACCACUCACGGCCUCAGCGCCGGAAUAUGGUUCAGUGAGCAAGAAGGACCUGCAUUCCUCACAGACAUACCAGGAUAUCAAGUUGUGAUGAACGCUCUUCAUAAUCUCUUCAUACUUAAAGUAUAUUCGUUCAUGUCCAUGUAUGUUGUGGUAGAGUGACCAGGGCCCCAUUCGCAAAGUGAUCUUGGGCUGCGACUGUCGUAAGCUAUGGUCGCUUUGCGGAACGGGGUCCAGUUUUGUGCAAUCGACUCGAAUGGGCAGUGCAAUCCAUCAUUGUCUUCGUUAUUUGAACUGAAUUACGGUAUAGUGUCCUUUCCGUGUUUGAGCAUUUUAAAAAUAAUUUUGGAUGGGCAUUUCAUCCCGACCAGAUCACCCCAAGCUCCCUUGACGAUAAAAUCAAACAUAUUGCAAAGAAUCAAACCUAUUUCAGCUUGAUUUAUCUUCCCAUGCUUUUAAUGUAAGUAAGUAAGUAUUUUGUAAUCGAAGUUUCUUGGCAAAGAGGGGCUGUCGGGUAGCCUAGUGGUUAAAGCGUUCGCUCGUCACGCCGAAGACCCGGGUUCGAUUCCCGACAUGGGUACAAUGUGUGAAGCCCAUUUCUGGUGUCCCCCGCCGUGAUAUUGCUGUAAUAUUGCUAAAAGCGGCGUGAAACCAAACUCACUCAAUCACUCACUUCUUGGCAAAGAUAAACUGGUUGAAAAAUGAAAACUUCAACUGUGUUUUAACACAUAUUGAUUAUCAAUAAACAUUUUUAUUUUGCUGUU
This is a messenger RNA of Haliotis rufescens (red abalone), 2376 nucleotides long. RefSeq lists its product as uncharacterized. The transcript has 12 exons. The coding region runs from base 39 to 1703 and encodes 554 amino acids. The record is from RefSeq and is a predicted model, not a curated record. NCBI's taxonomy places the organism in Eukaryota, Metazoa, Mollusca, Gastropoda, Lepetellida, Haliotidae. Gene Ontology annotation, cellular component: membrane.